Molecule: messenger RNA, 3776 nt
Organism: Stegodyphus dumicola
Lineage: Eukaryota; Metazoa; Arthropoda; Arachnida; Araneae; Eresidae
Product: bifunctional 3'-5' exonuclease/ATP-dependent helicase WRN-like
Biological process (GO): DNA replication; double-strand break repair via homologous recombination; telomere maintenance
Cellular component (GO): nucleus; nucleoplasm; chromosome
Molecular function (GO): ATP binding; four-way junction helicase activity; 3'-5' DNA helicase activity
Source: RefSeq, a predicted model, not a curated record
UUUUUUAAUUUAUUAGCGUUGUAAAUAUUGGUGCUUGUUACUUGGGAUCAUCUCAGAGACAAAUGUCGAAAGUAAAAGAAGACCUCUUAAAGGGUAAAUACAAAGUUGUUUAUUUGACUCCUGAAUUUGCAGAAAAUGCUAUGUCAUUACUGAAAUCUUUAGAUGAAAAAAUUGGCAUUACUUUAUUUGCAAUUGAUGAAGCACAUUGUGUUUCUCAAUGGGGCCAUGAUUUCAGAAGCUCAUACAGAAAACUUGGCAAGUUACGUUCUACUUUCAACCACGUUCCUUUUAUGGCUGUAACGGCAACGGCAACUCCAGUUGUUCUGAAUGAUAUAUGUUCUUCUUUGAAUUUGGUAAAUCCUGUUAGAGUGUGUUCGAGUUUUGAUCGGCCUAAUCUGUACCUGGAAGUAUGCAUGAAAAGUGGCUCUGUUGAAAAUGAUUUGUUGAGAGUUAUGACGAAAAAGAAUGGGAAUCCUAGUUUUUCGGGUCCGACAAUUAUUUACUGCCCUACAAGAAAUAUCACUGAAGAUGUGUAUAGAAGAUUGCUUGAUAUGAAAGUUUCGUGCCAAAUUUAUCAUGCUGGAAUGUCAGCGGACGAUCGUAAAACUGCACAUUAUCAGUUUGUUCGGGAUAAAGUAGAGGUUGUAGUUGCUACUGUGGCAUUUGGAAUGGGAAUUGACAAACCAGAUGUACGUCGUGUCAUUCAUUAUGGUGCUCCAAAAGAUAUUGAAUCUUAUUAUCAAGAAAUUGGAAGAGCUGGUCGAGAUGGUUCUCCAAGUACUUGCCAAGUGUUUUAUGGCAAUGCUGAUUUUGUUACUUCGAAGCUUUUCUUGGCAGAUAUUAAGAAUGCAAAAUUUCAAGCACAUAAAGCAGAUAUGAUAACAAAAAUGCAACAGUAUUUGAAUUCAACGCGCUGUCGAAGACAAAUGCUUUUAUCUCAUUUUGAAGGACAUGAAGUCACUAAUGUUGGAGGAAGAGAGAUAUGUUGUGAUAAUUGUAGAAAAAGGUUGAAGAGAGCUAAAAAUAUUCUGAAGGCAGGAUCCUCACAAAACAGUUUAGAUGACAAGAAAGAUUUCACUGAAGAAGCAAAGCUACUGUUUGCUGUCAUAGAGUACACUAAUGGAAGUUUUGGACUGUCUGUGCCCAUUUUAAUUUUACGAGGAUCUUCAAGUCAACGAAUGUCGGAGCGCAUGAAAAAUUGUCCCCAGUAUGGAAUGGGCAAGCAUAAAUCCGAUAACUGGUGGAAAGCUUUUGGUCGGCUUUUAAUGUGCGAAAAAUAUUUAGUGGAGAAAAAAACUGGAUCUGGUAAUUUUUUUUCUGUAGUUGAUAUGAGUGAUAAAAGCAAAAGAUGGUUUGCAGAAACAAAGCAGAUUCCAAGCAAAGCUAAACCAUUAAUUUUGGAAAUGAAUGCAGAGUUACUAGCUUUAGAAGAAACCAAAGCACCUGCUAUACUGAAGCAGUCUACUUCUCCACCUGUUAGAAAGGUCCUAUCAGCAGCUUUUAAAGAUGCAAAGGGAGAAUUGUCUGAGGGUAGCGUAGAAAAAUUAGAUGAAGAAACUUCUUCGUCUGAUGAUAAAGUAGCUGAUCCACAGGAAGAGAUGUUGAAGGGUGAAUUAUAUAAAAGAUUAAUGGCUUUGAGAAAUAAGAUGGCGGAUCAAGAUGGAUUAGCUCCGUACAUGGUCUUCAGCAACAAAAACCUUCUGGACAUGGCUGUAUAUCGUCCAUCUUCAUUGAAGUCCUUGUCUCGGAUAGAAGGUAUCACUGCUGCACGUAUAUCUAAAUUUGGCCAAGCCAUGAUAGAUGUUAUAAUUUCUUUCUGCAAAGAAAAUGCCUUGAAAGAAGAUGUUUUCCCACCUAAAGAGGAAAGUCGUAAGCUAAGUCCCACCGCAGAGGCUGGCUUAAGAACGCUGACUCCAACUGUCCAAGAAACAUAUAGAUUAUAUGCAAUAGAGAAAAAAAGUCUUCCAGCUGCAGCCAAAAUAAGGGGAAUGACCGAGGAGACUUUGAUUACCCAUUUAGCACAAGCUAUUAAAGUUGGUCUGCCUGUCGACUUGGAUGGCUUAGCAAUAACCCAAGAUAUAAUUGAUGUUAUUACUAAAGUUAUUCUUUCACCUCCUAUCAAUUCAGAUGUCAGUCGCCUAAGUCCUAUAAAACAAUUGUGUCCACCUUACAUAGAAUUCAAGCAUAUUAAAAUUGUGAUAGCUUUGUUGCAAAGCAAAUUUGGUUUAGAUGAGAUUUCUGUUCCUGCAAAAGAAAGUUUUGUGAAGGAAAAAUCACCAUUUGAAGCAAAACAGAAUGUAAGUAAUAGUCCAGAGGAUAAGGAAAAGGUUACAUUUCCAAAAAGGAAAGAGAGUGCAUCCAUUCCAAAUGGUUUUGAAUCUUCCAAUGUGAAACGAAUGAAGACCAAUAAGCUUUUUAAACUUUAAUUACUGUUGUUGUUAUAAUGCAUUUAUAUAAAGUUCAAUUGUGAAUCAUUUGUAAUUUAUAUCAAUUCAUCAAAGAACUUGGAAUUUUCCAAGCAUUUGUACAAAGUCAUUAGGUUUUUAAAGUUGGCUGUAAGCACGAAUAAUUUUAUGAAAAUGUUAUAUGUGGCAAAAUGUUCUUUAGUGCUGUUUUUGUAUAUCAAAUUUCAUCUAUUAUAUAAAAGUUUAUAUAUAUAUAUAUUUAUAUAUAUAUUUAUAUAAAUAUAUAUAAAAUUUCAAGACUUUUUUAAACAGCGGCAGGAAUAUUUAACUUCUAAUUGAUUGAUAUCUUGUCUAGAAUUAUGAGUACAAGGCAAUGGAUACUGUGUUAAAUCUGUAGUGCUCACAGGGCUGUGGGUACAUUUAAAGGUAGCUUCUAAAAGCUAGAGACAUCUUGAAUGUUAUUCUAGAUUUCAUUUUUUUUUAUUCUUGAAAAAUGGCUGUAGUGACAAUAAUGAUUGCUGAAGAUUACAGAAUUGUUAUUUUAAUUAGUGUUUGUCACUAUUUGCAGAUCUGACCAAACGAUAAAAUAUGAAAAAUUAGAUUUCUCUUUCUUCCUUCAACAGUGGUAUCAUUAUGCAUUUCCCUUAAUUACUUUCAUGUACUUUGCCAUUAUUAAAAUAUGUAAUUAAAUUCAGUCUUAAACUUCAUCUUUGUUAAAGUUCUUAAAAAUCUGUAUCUCUAUAUAUGAAAGACUGUUAAUUGAAGUGAAAUUUUUAAUGUGUUCUAAAAAUUAACUAUUUUAUUUCAGGAAAUUUUUUUAAUAAACCUAAAUUUAUGUAUAAAAUGAUUUUUUUUUAAAUUCUUUCUUGAGUGAAAUGACCAAAAUUUCAUAUUAGCUUGUUGUGUGGACUAUUUUUAUUUUAUCCGUAUCUUAUACCCUGUUCUGAAAGUUCUGAGCUGCCUUUGCGAUGCUGAAGUAUAACUCAGUUCCUAGACAACUUGCACAUAAACCCAAAUAAAUCUGAACUCAAGAAGGAGCUAUAAAAUGAAACAUAAAAUCAUUCAUAAAUUGCAUAUAUUUGAAUUAAAGAAUCCCCAAACUGCACAGUGGGGAUGACUUUAUGAAUAACAUCGAUGGAAUACUUAUAAGAAGUGAUCACAUUUAACAUAUUUUAUGUAAAGAAAAAAGUGAGAAUAUGAUAUAUUUUAGUACUCCCAUGCAAAUUGUGUGUUAUAUAUCCAUGUAUGAUGUAUGUAGUAACUAAUUAUUUCUUGUAUGCAAAUGAUGAGUCUCAUCAGUAUGAAGUCAUCUUUGAAGCAUUGUGUAAGAUCUUUCAUUCCAGUUCACAUGAAUAAACUAUUUAAAAUAAA